UUCACAGGCGUCGGGAAUCUUCGACGCGGCCCUGUGUAAACCGCGGAUCUGCCGAUACAGCGGGGGGCGAGCCGGUGUUGUGAGUGAGUGAGUGAGUGAAGGAGGAAGGAAGGCGGGGGUUGGAGGAGAAAUGUUCCGCCCGAUGAGGCAGGGCUUCCGCAGCCCGCCGCCUGUAGGCCCGGGUGUGGUCCCGGGCUCGUUCCCCGGCGCGGUGCAGGCCGCAGGCGGCGGAGGGACAUAUCCCUGGGGGCUCCCGACUAAUGCCGGCACCCCGCCUUACGGAAUCCGGCAGCGGCCCUUCGCCAAAUCCCCUCAGCAACAGCAAGGCCUGUCGCCCUUCCACCAACAGCACCGCUACAAGAGCCCGUCACCCGGCCACCAGCAGCCGCAAAGCUUCACACCCCGGCACAGAAGCCACUACUCCUCGCCGCCAUAUCACCCUCACUCCCCGGGUCAAGCAUCGUCUCAGCAGCCUUCCCCCGGUUCGGGGCAUUACCGGCGUUACCCCGGCUCGCCCAGGUCGUCGACACCUUUCGGUGGGAGCGGCUACAUCCUGGAGAGGAAAUCGCCGGCGCCCGUGGAGCUGUACUACAAAGCUUCCAUGCUGCAGGACCCGUGGGCUGACCUGCAGCCCGUCUCCGCAUCUGACAUCGACCUGCAGUACAGCAAGCCGCAGGCAGCCAGCGCCGUCAAAGGGGGCAGGUACUUCAGCUAACAGCUUCUGCAAGCAACACCAGACCCUCACCCUCCCUCCCGGGCAAAGAGCGACCUUUUCUCCCACCUCUGGGUAAGGUAGCCAAAUUGACCUCCGCAGUGCUGUCAAGAACUUAACUGUGGUGCCCAUUCUCACUGCUUUCCAGAGACUAAGCCUAUUUUUUAAACAAGAAUUGAUUACAUUUUUUUCCAGAUCGACUUUUUAAACGAGACCUAUUUUUUUAACCACACCGAGUUUGUUAUUUUCUUUGCAACACGUGGGAGCUCUUUGGAUGUUAUCUGGUAGAGUGCAACCGUUGCAGUUUAGGAAAGUGCCUGCUCUAAAUAACUCUUUAAAAUCACCAGCCAGUGGACAGUGACUAAUUGUUUUGCAGGUUUCCUCCACUUCUAUGCAUUAACGAGGCAGGUUAGAAAGCGUGUCAUCUAAUUUUUUUACUGUAAGCCACUGAAAAUGGUCAUUUUUUAAACUUUUUUGUCAACUUUUUUAGAUUCAAGGUAAAAGCUUCAAUGUAUUUUUUUGUAAAUCCAUAUUUCUAAUUUUGUGUAUGUAAAAACUGAAGAAAGAAAACUGUUUUGUGUAUGUUUUCACAGUGAGACGGUGUAUGGGGCAUGUGUGCAGUAAAGGUGUGGUGUGUUGGUGUA
This is a messenger RNA of Leucoraja erinaceus (little skate), 1356 nucleotides long. RefSeq names its product M-phase specific PLK1 interacting protein (gene mplkip). The record is from RefSeq and is a predicted model, not a curated record. Lineage: Eukaryota; Metazoa; Chordata; Chondrichthyes; Rajiformes; Rajidae. The transcript has a single exon. The coding region runs from base 131 to 715 and encodes 194 amino acids. Gene Ontology annotation, cellular component: centrosome; midbody; nucleus.